AUGCGUCUGGAGAUGGACAACCUGGAAGAGGCGGAUGAGAGGAGGGAAUGUAUUGAGCUGUUGAAGGCCAUGCUCCAGUGGGAUGGAAAUGAGAGAAUCACCCCCGCUGGUAUUCUCAACCAUCCCUUCAUUACCAAGAGCUACCUCAACAGCAGCUCCCACCUCAGCUCCUGCUCUGAUCCUGAACCGAGCAGCAGCAGCCAGACCAGGACCAACCAGACGACCCAGGUCGAUGACAGCUCAGAUGAAUCACUGCCACCGGGUGUCAUCAUGGUUCGGCCUGCAGCCCCCAUGAACAGAAUCCCCCUGGAGGAGACACCUAAAGAGGAUGCUGAAAUGAGUUCCCACGUGGCUGCAACUCCUGCUUCUGCUCUGAACACCAGGAUAGACCCGGACAACGCAGAGCUCCCUACCACCACCCCUGAUGACAGCGAGGACCAGAAGAAGAAGAGGGAGAAGAGGAAGAACUGCUUCAAACGCUUCUUCUCUUGGAUGAAGAGGACAUUCUGCUCCUGCUGUUACGCGGACAACGUAGUGGAGUAA
Xiphias gladius (swordfish) is the source of this 543-nucleotide messenger RNA. Its product is annotated as homeodomain-interacting protein kinase 2-like. The record is from RefSeq and is a predicted model, not a curated record. NCBI's taxonomy places the organism in Eukaryota, Metazoa, Chordata, Actinopteri, Istiophoriformes, Xiphiidae. Bases 1 to 543 code for a protein of 180 amino acids. The transcript is spliced from 5 exons.